This is a messenger RNA of Corticium candelabrum, 1875 nucleotides long. RefSeq names its product transmembrane 7 superfamily member 3-like. Bases 2 to 1690 code for a protein of 562 amino acids. Gene Ontology annotation, cellular component: plasma membrane. Gene Ontology annotation, biological process: negative regulation of programmed cell death. The record is from RefSeq and is a predicted model, not a curated record. The transcript is spliced from 11 exons. Lineage: Eukaryota; Metazoa; Porifera; Homoscleromorpha; Homosclerophorida; Plakinidae.
CAUGGACUUGUUCAACUCAUUGCUCGUAAUCUUUCUUCUGCUCUAUUCUAUUGCUCCAUCGGUUUCUUCAGUUUUCGUGACCAAACAUCUGGAGCUCAGUAAAACAGGACGCUAUGAGAUCAGCGCUAAUACGUCGAUGGAAUUGAUUGUCGACGUUACCGACGACUCGUCGAUUUCGUUCAUUGUACUGCAAGCUCACUCACAGAAAUAUCCAUUUGUGGCUUCUCUGAAUGAAAGUGUUGAUUACUAUGACAACGCAAUGAAAUCGACAAAUCCUGGCCUUGUAGUCGACGGGCCUGUCUUGAAAUAUGGAACUGUAGAACUGUUUUUGAUGAGUGAAUUGAUUGCCACUCAAGUGGUGGAGGCGAUGGCCAUCGCCUAUCCCAGUUACUCUCCUAUUCCAGGUGGUUGCUGUCUGACGUGUGACGUUGCAAUUGAUCCUUCGUUAAACGUGUCCUUUAACCCAUGGUACACAAAGAUUCGUUUCCAGUUGGGUAAUUCUGGUUAUGAUGCGAUGGACGGUGAUCCAACUCUCUGUGAGGGAGGCGGUGGAUUCACAUACUUGACAUACCAACUGUAUUUGUAUCGAUUUGGUGAGAUGAGUUAUGAUGAGGACUUGGCAUUGGAUGCAUGGCAGAAGAUGGCAACUGUAGAUGCUGUCAAGUCAUAUGGCACAGAGGUUGGUAGCUCGUUGUCGUUUUCAGACGUAAAGCUUGUCACUGUAUCAUCCCAACCAGGACAGGGCGUUGUCUACAACGUUCUUGUGCAUGAUCCUAAGCACGAUUUGUAUGCAGCGUAUGUUCCAUACAUCACAUACGGCUGCAGCUUUACAGCCAAAGUGGAUGGUUGUGAUGCAGCUGGUUCUGUUCUUACAAAAGUUGUUUUGUCGAUUGCUGGUGUGGCUGGCUUGAUUUUCUGCUUUGCUGGACAUCGACUGUUUCCACUUGUGGUGUGUGUUGCUGGAUUUCUGUAUUUCGUUUUUCUGUCGUUUAUCUUGCUGAGUGACUUUGUCAAUUGGUCGCAUGAUGUGCGUGUAGGUGUAAGUGCUGUGUUGGGUGUGGUUGGUAGUUUGCUUUUCUUUUUCGUCUUCUUUCGCUUCUAUCUUGUCCUUGCCUUUGUUCUACUUCAUGGAAUCAUCUUGGGCUUUGUUUUCUCAUCGAUACUCUUCUUUUCUCCUUUCGGUGACCUUUCGUUUUGGCAGAACUUGUUGGACUAUUGGAUUGCGUUUGUGUGUGGAAUGCUUUUUCCAGCUGUUGUCUUGCUAAUGUGGCCCAGAACACUGAAUAUCGUGGCUACAGCAGUGGUUGGUUCAUAUGCUUUCAUUGUAGGCGUCAACUCUUACAUUCAAGGUGUUCUUUCAUACAUCGUGUUGGAUAUCAUCAAGAAAGCAGUGAUGCCGACAUACGUUAGUGCGUACACGGACUAUCCGUUUGAAAUGCCAGACAUCAUUCUGGCGUCUGUGUGGGGCGUACUUGCGAUAUCCGGAAUCAUUUUUCAAAUGUGGCGUGAAAGAAAGGACAAACGACCCGCACUUCCUCCCUGGCUGUACAGAAAAUGGAAGGAAUCGCGUCUGCAAUAUCGUGAGUUAAGCUCAAGAUCUAGAGAGAGUCCAGGCGAGCGACGAAGACUGUUAGAAACUGCAGGCACGGCUAGUGUGUCAUCGUAUGGUAGUUUGUCUGACAACAAAUAAUGAGAUGGAGGGGGAUAAGGCAGGAAGACUAUAGUUUUAUAGGCGUAGAUAGAGUUUAUGUCUCAGUGGUUUUAGCUGGAUGCAAGGGUCUGUUUGUUAUAGCCAGUUUAGAUAUUCUUGUACUACAUGUGUACUGGAUGCUGCUGUAUUCACAAUAUCAUUACUAUUACUAGACGCUAGGUCAU